Messenger RNA from Arachis stenosperma, 1966 nucleotides. Its product is annotated as cytochrome P450 93A3-like. Bases 116 to 1663 code for a protein of 515 amino acids. The transcript is spliced from 2 exons. The record is from RefSeq and is a predicted model, not a curated record. Gene Ontology annotation, molecular function: heme binding; oxidoreductase activity, acting on paired donors, with incorporation or reduction of molecular oxygen; monooxygenase activity. Lineage: Eukaryota; Viridiplantae; Streptophyta; Magnoliopsida; Fabales; Fabaceae.
GUUUUCUAAGAAAAUUUAAUGGAAAUGUAAACGGUCUAGACGAGCUAUUCAAGUGAAUGAUUCAAUGCAAGUUAUAUAUAAGAUGAUAUCAUAUAUGGAAACUCUCUAAAAAAAUAUGGCAGACUUACAAUCCUACAUUCAAGUGUUGUUAAUUUGCGCAGUUUCUACCAUCUUCAUUGGAUCCAUAAUACUAAGAAAAAGAAAGCAAAAUCAUUCUUCUCUGCCGCUUCCGCCGGGUCCAAAAGCCCUACCAAUCAUUGGCCACCUCCACCUCCUCUCAUCAACACCACAUCAAGAUUUCUACAAGUUCUCAACCCGCUAUGGACCCAUCAUUCACCUCUACCUCGGCUCCGCCCCUUGCGUCGUGGUGUCCACCGCCGAGGCAGCUAAGGAAUUCCUUAAAACACACGAAACCUCUUUCUCCGACCGCCCCGCGCAGACCGUGGCCAUAGAGGCCCUAACUUACGGCUUCAAGGACUUUUUGUUUGCCCCGUACGGACCUUACUGGAAAUUCAUGAAGAAGGUGUGCAUGUCGGAGCUCCUCGGCGGCAAAAUGCUCCAUCAGCUCCUCCACGUGAGGCAGCAAGAGACAAGGAGGUUCCUUAGCGUGUUGGUGAAGAAAGGGGUGGCUGGUGAGGCCGUGGAUGUCGGGGGACAACUUAUGACUAUCUCCAACAACAUUGUUUCGAGGAUGAUUAUGAGGCAGACGAGUUGUGGGGACGGAGAGAUUGAUGAGGAGGUGGUGAGGAAGCUGGUGGCGGACACGGCGGAGCUGACGGGGAAGUUCAACUUGUCGGACUUCUUGUGGUUCUUGAAGGAUCUUGAUGUCCAGGGAUUCAAGAAGAAACUCAAGGAGAUUCGGGUAAGAUUCGAUGGCCUGCUGGACAGAGCGAUUGAGGAACAUAAAGAUGAAAGUAAAAAGAACAAGGGUGAGGGUGCAAGGGAUAUACUUGAUGUUCUUCUUCACAUAUCUGAAGAUGAAACCGCUGAAAUCAAACUGGAUACUGAAAACAUCAAGGCCUUCAUAAUGGACAUACUUGUGGCAGGGACAGAUACAACGGCUGUGACAAUGGAAUGGGCGAUGGCAGAGUUAAUGAAGAAUCCAGAAGUUAUGGAGAAAGCGCGUCAAGAGGUGGAUUCGGUGGUUGGAAAGAAGAGAAUUGUUGAAGAAUCGGACAUUCCCAACCUUGUUUACAUUCAAGCCAUUGUGAAAGAAACACUAAGGCUUCACCCUGCAGGCCCAUUGCUAUUCAGGCAGUGUUCUAGAAGGGCCAUAGUAAACGGUUACGAGAUUCCAGCAAAGUGUCGGUUGUUCGUGAAUGUGUGGGCCAUUGGUAGGGAUUCUAACCACUGGGAGAAUCCGUUGGAGUUCAGGCCCGAGAGAUUCAUGGGGAAACAGAUGGAUGUAAGAGGACAGCAAUAUGAGUUGAUUCCAUUUGGGAGUGGAAGAAGAAUGUGCCCUGGAAUCUCUCUGGCUUUGCAAAUUGCGCAUGUCACUCUCGCUGCCAUGAUUCAGUGCUUUGAAUGGAAGCUUCAUGAUGAUGAGAAGAUCCUUGACAUGGAAGAGAAGCCUGCUGGGAUUGUUAAUCCAAGGGCUCACCCUCUCAUUGCUCUCCCUCUUCCAAGGCUUAAUCCUUUUCCUUCUAUAUCACAAGAUAUAUAAUCGUUUGGGUAGCAAAAUUUGUGAAAUAGCAAUGUUAGGGGCUAGCAAUUUUUGUGAUUGUUAGCCAUCAACUAGUCAUCAAUGAUGAUUUGAUGGUGUGAGAUUGGUGUGAGAUUUCAUCCAAUAGCUCACCUUCCUCUGCUGGUUACAUGCUGGCCAAAAUUCAAUAAAACUGCUGGCCCCCUAGACUUUUCCUUUGUGAAAUGUAGCCAUUAAUCAGCCAUUAUCAAUAUUUGUAAUUGUGUGAGAUGAAAUUUAAUGAUGUAUGAUUACUAUUUAUAUAAUACAUUUAAAUAUCUAAUA